This is a messenger RNA of Penicillium odoratum, 846 nucleotides long. Its product is annotated as alpha/beta fold hydrolase. The record is from RefSeq and is a predicted model, not a curated record. NCBI's taxonomy places the organism in Eukaryota, Fungi, Ascomycota, Eurotiomycetes, Eurotiales, Aspergillaceae. The transcript has a single exon. The coding region runs from base 1 to 846 and encodes 281 amino acids.
AUGGACUUUCCUUCAUCAUUUUUCUACCGAACGCCCAACGGCACGAAUGUGCACUAUACACAGAUCGGAAACAAAUCAGGUCCAUUGGUCAUUCUUCUUCAUGGACUGGGCGGAUCAAACAAGACAUUCGAAUCACUGCUAUCGUACCUUUCGCCGCACGAGAACCGCUUAGUCUCCGUCGACUUGGAGGGAUUUGGUCAAACCGCUUUGUCUUCACCAGAUACUACUCUCUCCAUCAUACGCUAUGUCAAUGACCUGGAACAUCUCGUAGCAUCUCUGCAAAGCUCUUCGCCGGACACACCUGUAAGCACAAUCACCCUCAUCGGCCAUAGUCUCGGGGCCAUCGUCUCAAUGCAUUACGCCUCCAAGCACCCAUCACAAAUUCGCAGGCUUGUUUUACUUGGUUCUGGACGAUCAAUUGCCCAUAUUCCACCUGCGAGAGAAAGAAUGCUAGGAAUGGCCGCAAAAACACGCAAAGAGGGUAUCCAAGCCGCAGCGGAUAUGGCCGCAAGCACCAACUUUCCACUCCAGGGGUCAGUGGCCCCUGAGAUUCGAGAGUCUGUCCGAGAAGCUGUAAGCAGCUGUGAUGCCGAGGCAUAUGCUAGGGCGUGUGAAGCAGUUGCAGAUCUGAAUCAUGUUGAUCCGUGUUACAGCCUCAUUGAAGCGCCAACUUUGUUGCUUGCAGGAAGUGAAGAUAUCAUCUCUCCCGUGGAGAGAUCUUUGGGAUUGAAAGAGCUCAUUGGGGAUAAUGCUUCUGUGAAGGUGCUUGAAGGCGUUGGCCAUCAGAUGAUUCUACAGGACUUGACCGGAUCGGCCGAGGCAAUUCAAGAUCUCAUGAGCAUGUAA